Molecule: messenger RNA, 1243 nt
Organism: Ailuropoda melanoleuca (giant panda)
Lineage: Eukaryota; Metazoa; Chordata; Mammalia; Carnivora; Ursidae
Product: NKG2-A/NKG2-B type II integral membrane protein
Exons: 6
Coding region: 116-802 (228 amino acids)
Biological process (GO): positive regulation of natural killer cell mediated cytotoxicity; stimulatory C-type lectin receptor signaling pathway
Source: RefSeq, a predicted model, not a curated record
CACCCCAUGCUCCACCCAGUGUGACUGUCCUAGAAAUCUUGUCAUUACAUACACUAUUCAUCAAGUCCUUCAGUACCGUUCUGUUCAGUGUGCCUGACACUGUUCAGCUGCAGAGAUGAAUAACCAAGGCAUUACCUAUGCAGAACUUAAUAUUGUCAAGAACUCAAAAAGACAGCAAAUGAAAGCUAAGGGCACUAAAAGUUCCACUUCAGUAACUGAGCAGGAAAUAACCUAUGCAGAAUUAAAUCUUCAAAAUGCUUCUCAGGAUCUUCAAGGGAACGGCAAGAACUCCCACUGCAAAGGAAAGCUCAUUGCUGGGAUCCUGGGAAUCAUCUGCCUUGUCUUGAUGUCCAGUGUGGUCACAAUAGCUGUUAUUACCUUUACUGAAGGACCGGAGCAGAACCAAACAUCCAUGGAAACAAGGAUCCAGAAACCUUAUCACUGUUGUCCAAAAGAGUGGCUUACACAUUCUAACAAUUGCUAUUACAUCAGCACUGAAAAAAAAACUUGGAAUGAGAGUUCAAUGUCCUGUGCUAUUAAGAACUCUAACCUGCUCUCCAUAGAUGAAGAGGACAUGUAUUUGUUGAACUUCUUCAUUCGUUCUUCAUGGGUUAAAAUCUCUAAGAGUAAUACUUCAUCUGUGUGGCCAAAAGGCUUAACUUUCUUCUCUAAAACAUCAUCAGUAUUUUCAGAGAGUGACAAGAAUUGUCCAUUUUUCAUCGUCGAUUCAAACAUAGUUUCUCAUGCAUCCUGCUUAGAAUUAAAACCAUAUGUUUGUAAGCACCAGCCAUUCGUUACCUAAUUUGGUAUAAUGCUCUGUCACCAUCUAAAGAACUAUCUCUCAUUUCUUCUGAAGCCAUACAAUUGCUUUCUCAGAAUAUUUGUAAGAUGUUAUUUUUAGAGCAAUUUUCACAACAAAAUUAAGAGGAAGGUACAGAGAUUUCCUCAAUUGCCCCUGUCCACACACAUGAUGGGCUCUCCUGUCAUCAGCAACACUCACUAGCAUGGGUCAUUUGUUACAAGGAUGACCCUGCAGUGAUGCUUCAUAAUCUCCCAAAGUCCAAAGUGUACCUGCGCCUUCACCCUUCAUGUUGGUGUCAUACUAAUCUAAAACGUAAAUACUCAGGUACAUAGCAUUUCUCAAGCUUUUGCUAUUUAUUAAAAUGAAUUUUGCUUAAAUCACAAAUCAUAAUGUCAAGCAUUGUUUUUGUAAAUUCCUCAAUAAAGUGAAAAAUUCUACUAA